Molecule: messenger RNA, 1509 nt
Organism: Toxotes jaculatrix (banded archerfish)
Lineage: Eukaryota; Metazoa; Chordata; Actinopteri; Toxotidae
Gene: slc19a3a
Product: solute carrier family 19 member 3a
Exons: 7
Coding region: 1-1509 (502 amino acids)
Biological process (GO): transmembrane transport; vitamin transport
Cellular component (GO): plasma membrane
Molecular function (GO): vitamin transmembrane transporter activity
Source: RefSeq, a predicted model, not a curated record
AUGGAGGCAGUGAAGAGGUGGAGGUCAGACUGGAGGUAUCCCACUACUCUGCUGUGCAUCUACGGAUUCUUCUGCACAGUUAAACCUCUGGAGCCUUUCCUGAUCCCGUACUUGACAGGGCCGGACAAGAAUCUGACAACAGAGCAGGUUAAUAAUCAAAUUUUCCCGGUGUGGACAUACUCCUACCUGUCUGUGUUGGUGCCAGUGUUCCUGCUGACUGACUGGUUGCGUUACAAGCCUGUGGUGGUUUUCCAAUGUGUGAUGCUCUUCAUCACAACAGCAAUGCUGCUGUGGACAAAAAGCGUACCAGCCAUGCAGGCCAUGCAGUUCAUCUACGGGGUGGUGACAGCCACCGAGGUGGCCUAUUUCUCCUACAUCUACAGUGUGGUAGAUCUGAAGAAGUACCGAAAGGCCACCUCUUACAGCCGCAGCGUCCAGCUCCUGGGGUACACAGUGGGUUCUGUUCUGGGUCAGCUGCUCGUCAGCUUCAACCUCAUGUCCUACAAUAACAUCAUGGUGUUUACUUUAGUUCUCACCGUGAUCGCCCUCCUCACAUCCUGCCUCCUGCCAAUGCCACAGCAGAGCAUGUUCUUUCAUCGUAAACACACUGGACAGAGAACAGUAACACAAGGAACCAAGAGCAAUGGAGAGGGGACGGAGGACGCACACACAAGUGGAUCAAAGCUGUCCCUGGAAGAAAUGAUAGAUGGAAAGGUGGACAGAAUGAGAGAAACAGAGGAGGAUGCUGUCAAAGAGGAGACUGAGGACUAUGAGGAGUCUGUUGGCGCAAUGAGUUGCAGCCACGUUCUCCUCCAGCUGUGGAGAGACUUCUGUCAGUGCUAUUCCUCCAGACAGCUACUCUACUGGUCAUUGUGGUGGGCAAUGGCCACUUGUGGCUAUAACCAGACUUCCAACUAUGUACAGGUGCUGUGGGAGCACGUUCAGCCUUCUCAGAACUUCAGCAUCUACAAUGGAGGCGUGGAGGCAGUGGCCAACCUGUUGAGUGCAGCUACAGCCUAUGGUGUAGGCUUCACUGAGGUCAGAUGGGAGCAGUGGGGAGAGCUGGCUCUGGGUGGUUUCUCUGGACUUGGGGCGGCUGCACUUUUCCUCAUGACUUUCAUCAGCAACAUCUGGGUGUGCUACACUGGUUACAUCGUUUUCAAGUGCCUGUACAUGCUGCUGAUAACAAUAUCCAUGUACCAGAUUGCAGCUGACCUGUCAAUGGAGAGAUAUGCACUGGUCUUUGGAGCAAACAACUUUGGAGCACUGACUCUACAGACGAUUCUCACUUCUGUUGUGGUUGACAGUGGAGGACUGGGCUUGGCCAUCAUUCCUCAGUUCACCAUAUAUGCCAGCUACUUCUCGGUCAUCGCCUUUGUUUUUUCACUUCGGGGGCUGUUUACCAUUUGGAGAGCACAGAGAAAUAAAAAAGAGACAACUCCUCCAGACAAAAAUGAAUCUCAAGGAUUUGAAGAUUCUGAACACAAGGAAUCUGAUGCUGCAAGAUGA